Messenger RNA from Dracunculus medinensis (Guinea worm), 273 nucleotides. The record is from the annotation of a GenBank genome assembly. NCBI's taxonomy places the organism in Eukaryota, Metazoa, Nematoda, Chromadorea, Rhabditida, Dracunculidae.
AUGGCUAUAGCUAUAAAUAUCGAGGAACGAAGCGCGAUGCUUGGUAUACCGAAUCGUGGAAAUGAGAAUUUGGAUUUUUAUAUGGGUCCGAAACCCUCAAUAUUUUGCAAUGAACUAAAACGACGAAGUUUAAUCGAAUAUUCAACAACUGGCCGUAUUUUUAUCGAUGGUAAACCAACUGAUCCUCAAACAUGCGAAGAAUCAUGGAAUUUCUUAUUAAAAUCAACUAUUACGGGGGAUUUUACGAGAAGAUCGCUGGCGAAAAUUGGUUAA